AUGAAGGAGCAAAAGGUGUUCUUGUCAGUUGGUGGUCCAAGGUUGUUUCCGUUUAAGAAUAGAAGAAAGUUUGCUGUGAGAACUUGGCCUUCUUUGGAAGAGUUAUCACCAACACCUUCUAGGGGAAACAUUGAGGUUGAAGAAGGACCGCUUAGUGAAGAUCAAGGAUUGGAAGAAUCUAAUGAAUACUUUGCUAAUCAUUGGAGUGAUUCAAGUGAUGUCCAAGAGAUUGAUGCAAGUGAAUUUGUUCCAAAGAGCAAGCAUCUUGAAGAGAUUGAAGAUGCACAUUCAAGUGUGUAG
Molecule: messenger RNA, 300 nt
Organism: Oldenlandia corymbosa var. corymbosa
Lineage: Eukaryota; Viridiplantae; Streptophyta; Magnoliopsida; Gentianales; Rubiaceae
Source: the annotation of a GenBank genome assembly